AUGGCUUGGUCGAGACUCAUUCGGUUUGUUGACGAAUCAGGAAGGAUUACGUUUGGAGAUCCUUGCAUCAACAACAGCAAUGAAUUGAAAGAGCUCCUAGAUUCACAGGAGCUUUAUGCUGUCAGAUUGGCAGGGGGGGACCCUUUUUCACUAACCCGAACUGAAGAGAAGGUCAAAGUACAGAAGCUCCUUGGAGUACUCAAUGCGGGUGAUGUGCCGAUCUUCAAAUGUAUUGGACUCAAUUAUAGAAAGCACAUUGCCGAAACCGGCCGUACGCCUCCGCCGUAUCCAUCACUAUUCAUGAAGCCAGGGGCAGCCAUAGCAGCAUUUGACGAAGACAUCUGCGUGCAUCCAAUUGCGCAGGGGAAGAGUCUUGAUUAUGAAGGGGAGCUCGCUGUCGUGAUUGGCAGAGCAGGAAAGAACAUUUCGAAGGAGGAGGCAAUCUCAUAUGUUGCUGGAUAUGCAUCGUCUAACGAUGUAUCUGCAAGGACAUGGCAAAGAGAUCCCGCCCAUGCCGGAUCGAUACCACAAUGGUCAUAUGCCAAGUCAUUUGAUACCUUCGCACCACUCGGCCCAAUGCUAGUUUCACCUGCGCUCGUGGGAGCUGCGGACAGUCUCAGACUACAGACCUUUGUCAAUGGUGAGCUUCGCCAGGAUAGCAACACGGACGACUUGCUUUUCAACGUGGCCACCAUCAUUUCUUUUCUCAGCCAGGGUUCGACUUUACAAAAAGGUACAGUUAUCAUGACGGGGACGCCGGAUGGAGUCGUCUUAGGUAUGCCAGAUCCAAAGCCAUGGCUUAAGGACGGUGAUGUUGUCGAAGUCAGGAUCGAACAAUUGGGAAGUUGCGUCAACAAGGUGGUCAAUGAGGUAUCGAGAACUUAA
Fusarium vanettenii 77-13-4 is the source of this 885-nucleotide messenger RNA. RefSeq lists its product as uncharacterized. Gene Ontology annotation, molecular function: catalytic activity. The transcript has 3 exons. The record is from RefSeq and is a predicted model, not a curated record. Bases 1 to 885 code for a protein of 294 amino acids. Lineage: Eukaryota; Fungi; Ascomycota; Sordariomycetes; Hypocreales; Nectriaceae.